AUGAGCUUGCUAUGCUCACUUGUUGCUGUCCAAUUGAUUGUUCCAGUGAGCGCCGCCGGUGAUGAGGCCGCUUUGCUUGCUUUCAAAGCACAGCUCAGCCAUGGGGACUCGCUGGCCUCCUGGAACACCAGCGCCAGCUUCUGUAGCUGGGAAGGCGUGACGUGCCACCGCAGGCCGGCACGGGUGGUGGCGCUGAGAUUGAAUGGCACCGGGAUUGCCGGAGCACUCUCCCCGGCCAUCGGUAACCUCACGUUCCUUCGGAUGCUCGACCUCAGCUUCAACUCGCUCCACGGGGACAUCCCGGCAAGCCUUGGCCGCCUCCGCCGCCUACGGAGCCUUCACUUGUAUGACAACUCGUUCUCAGGCACGUUACCAGCAAACCUGAGCUCGUGUGUCUCCAUGAUUGACAUGAGACUGGACAACAACACGAUUGGCGGGUACAUCCCAACUGAGCUUGGUGAGAAGCUCACGUACCUGGCACGGAUCACACUGAGAAACAACACCUUCACAGGGACCAUCCCCUCUUCGCUGGCCAAUUUGUCCCAUCUACAGUCCCUCGACCUCUCUACUAACCAGCUCGUGGGCUCUAUCCCACCGGCGCUCGGUAGCAUCCAGAGCAUGCGGUAUUUCAAUCUCGCCCGAAACAAUAUCUCUGGUAUGCUCCCACCAUCUCUCUACAACUGGUCAUCACUGGAAUUUUUGUACGUAGGGUUUAAUAUGCUUUACGGAAGCAUUCCGGAUAAUAUCGGGAACAAGUUCCCCAAGAUGAAAGCUCUAAGCUUGUCUUCUAAUAACUUCAUUGGAGUCCUCCCUUCAUCACUAUCCAAUAUGUCUGAUCUCACAAUACUUGAUCUCUGGAAAAAUAAAUUUAGGGGUCAACUAGAGAGGUUGGAACUCGGCAUCAAUUCUUUUCGAGGACAGCUACCUGCUUCAAUUGUGAACCUCUCAACCACUCUCUACGACUUAUACAUAGCAGACAAUAGGGUCUCUGGGGUCAUUCCUACAGACAUAGGAAAUUUGGUCGGUCUCAGAAGGCUUAUAAUAGCAAAUACUUCCAUAUCCGGAGUGAUUCCAGAGAGUGUUGGCAAGCUACAGAACUUGAUAAAUCUAGGCUUGUACAAUAAUAGCUUGGUCGGCCUUAUACCUCCCACGCUAGGAAACCUUUCACGGUUGACUAGGCUUUAUGCAGACAAUGGCAACUUGGAGGGGCCAAUUCCAGCAAGCCUGGGAGAGUUGAAAAACCUCUUUGUACUUGAUUUGUCAAAGAAUUACCAUCUUAACGGUUCAAUACCAAGAGAGAUUUUGAAAUUACAUAGCCUUUCUUGGUAUUUGGACUUGUCAUACAAUUCCCUUUCUGGACUCAUUCCUAGUGAAGUUGGUAGCUUAAUAAACCUUAACCGACUUACUCUAUCAGGGAACCAGUUUUCUGGUAAGAUACCCGACAGUAUUCAAAAUUGCAUAGUGUUGGAAUGGUUAUCAUUAGACAGUAAUUUGUUUGAGGGAAGCAUACCUCGACCAUUGACAUAUAUAAAGGGGCUCAGUAAACUGAACCUGACCAUGAAUAAGUUCUCUGGUAAUAUCCCAGCUGCCCUCGGAAAUAUUAGAAACUUACAGGAACUGUACUUAGCACACAACAACUUAUCAGGGUCAAUCCCAAUAGUUCUACAAAAUUUGACAUCUUUGUCUCAACUGGAUAUAUCCUUCAAUAAUUUGCAAGGGGAGAAGCUCAAACCAAGUCAGAAGAGAUUAGAACAAAAAUCAAUUUUUGAUGACCAUUAUAAGAGAAUCUCAUAUCAUGCAUUAUUGAGGGGAACUAAUGAAUUUUCAGAAGCCAACUUACUUGGGAGAGGAAGUUAUGGUGCGGUCUAUAAGUGUGUUUUGGACAAGGAAGAAAGACCAUUGGCUGUCAAGGUAUUUAAUCUUGGUCAAUCUAGGGAUUCCAAGAGUUUUGAUGCCGAGUGUGAGGCUAUGAGAAGGAUACGACACCGUUGUCUCGUUAAGAUCGUUACUUCUUGUUCGAGCGUCAACCACCAAGGUCACGAAUUCAAGGCAUUGGUUUUUGAGUUCAUGCCAAAUGGUAACUUGGAUUGUUGGCUUCAUACAAAAUCUCAAGAGCCCACUACAAACAACAGGCUCAGCCUCCUCCAAAGGCUUGAUAUUGCUGUUGAUAUCAUGGACGCAGUAGAAUACCUGCACAACUACUGUCAACCAUUGGUGAUCCAUUGCGAUCUUAAGCCAAGCAACAUACUUCUUACCGAAGACAUGAGCGCACGAGUUGGAGACUUUGGCAUUUCAAGGAUCCUUCAAGAAAAUACAAGCGAGGGAAUGCAUACUUCAUAUAGCUCAACUGGAAUUAGAGGUUCCAUAGGCUAUGUUGCUCCAGAGUACGGAGAAGGCUCCAUGGUCUCAACAGCUGGUGAUAUUUAUAGUCUUGGCAUAUUGCUGCUUGAGAUGUUCACCGGGAAGAGCCCAACAGAAGGAACAUUCAGAGAUUUAUUGGAUCUGCAUAAGUUUGUCGAGGAUGCUCUUCCAGAUAGGUCCAUGGAGAUAGCUGACCCAACAAUCUGGCUGCACAACGGAAAGAAUGUUAACACUACCAGUAUUAGAAUGCAGGAGUGCUUGGUUUCAGUCUUCAGGCUUGGCCUCUCAUGCUCAAAGCAACAGCCUCGAGACCGAGCACUGACGAGAGAUGCAGUGGCAGAGAUGCACACUAUUAGAGACGACUACCUCAAGUUUAUAGCGGAGCAUCAAGGACAAUAG
Molecule: messenger RNA, 2760 nt
Organism: Triticum aestivum (bread wheat)
Lineage: Eukaryota; Viridiplantae; Streptophyta; Magnoliopsida; Poales; Poaceae
Product: receptor kinase-like protein Xa21
Exons: 4
Coding region: 1-2760 (919 amino acids)
Biological process (GO): protein phosphorylation
Molecular function (GO): protein binding; protein kinase activity; ATP binding
Source: RefSeq, a predicted model, not a curated record